This is a messenger RNA of [Torrubiella] hemipterigena, 1542 nucleotides long. The record is from the annotation of a GenBank genome assembly. Lineage: Eukaryota; Fungi; Ascomycota; Sordariomycetes; Hypocreales; Clavicipitaceae.
AUGCCCGACGAUACUAUCGCCCCCGCGUCUGCUCACGGCGCCGACGAAAAGUCCGACAUUGAGCGUCUUGAGCAUGUUGCCGACCAUGUCUCGACACAGGCGGCGCUUGGUUUCCCGCCAAUGGAUCCUGCGCGCCGUGCGAUUGUCGAGAAGAGCAUGAAGCGCAAACUCGAUGCCCGCUGCAGCUUGUUCUUCGUCAUCUAUAUCAUGAACUACCUCGAUCGCAACAACAUUGGUGCGGCCAAGCUCAAGGGUCUGCAGGCCGAUCUCAAGAUUGACGAGACGCAGAUCCAGACAUGUCUGAGCAUUCUGUACGUUGGCUACAUUCUGAUGCAGGUGCCUUCCAACAUGUUCAUCAAUCGCAUUGGCCGACCGUCGCUGUACAUUGCGGCGGCUAUGCUCAUCUGGGGUCUCAUCUCGACGCUGUCCGGUAUCGCAGACAACUUCACCCACAUGGUUGUCAUCCGAUUCUUCCUUGGCUUUAUUGAGGCGGCCUUUUUGCCUGGUGCCUUGCUCAUCUUGUCCAAGUGGUACACACGCCGCGAAUUAACCACCAGAAAUGCCAUUCUUUUCUGCGGUAACCUCAUCUCUAAUGCCUUCUCGUCGCUGGUCGGCGCGGGAGUCCUGUCCAAUAUGCAGGGCACCCUUGGCCAUUCGGCGUGGCGGUGGCUGUUUUGGAUCGAAGGUGGCGUUACGAUGCUUGUUGCCAUCGCGGCUGCUUUUAUCCUGCCCGACUUGCCUCACAAUGCGCGCGGCUUCACUGAGGAAGAGCGCCAAGUUGCGCAAUUGAGAAUGCUGGAGGAUGUCGGCGAGGCUGAUGUGGAUUCUGCGGAUCAGGGUCCCUUUGAAGGAUUGAAGAUGGCCUGCAAGGACAUCAAGAUCUACAUCAUGAUGCUGACCUUUACCGCCUACGUCGUUGGUCUUUCUUUCAACGCCUACUUCCCCACGCUCACCGGAACGCUGCACUUUAGCACUGUCGCGACUCUUCUCAUGAGCGCCCCUCCAUGGGCUUUUUCGUGCAUGGUAUCUCUCCUCAAUUCAUGGCACUCUGAUCGAACUCAGGAGAAGUUCUGGCAUAUCGUCGGACCUGUCCUUGUGGGCAUACUUGGAUUCGUCAUCAGCAUGUCCACGCUCAAUACUGCGGCACGAUACGUCGCUCUCUUCCUCCAGGCAAGCUCUUAUGCUGGGUUCAUCGUCUUCUAUUCCUGGAUCAGUUCCACGUUCCCCCGACCCCCAGCCAAGCGUGCCGUCGCCAUCGCCAUGAUCAACGCCUUUUCCCAGCUUGGUAACGUUGCUGGAUCGUACGUCUGGGGCCUGCCUGAGAAUGGUUUCCGCAAGAGCUACGGCAUUGUGUUGUCCAUGUUUGGAGUCACAAUCUUUGGUUGCUGGGUCCUCAGGAUGAUGCUUGUCAGACUCAACAAGACUUUGGAAGAAAAGGAGUCACCAAAUGCCAGCACUGCUGAUGAUUUGCAGAAUGUGGAAUUCCACGAAAGCAAGGACGAGGCUCUCCGCGUUCGCAAGGGAUUCAGAUAUCUCAUCUAA